Molecule: messenger RNA, 1004 nt
Organism: Coturnix japonica (Japanese quail)
Lineage: Eukaryota; Metazoa; Chordata; Aves; Galliformes; Phasianidae
Gene: ADISSP
Product: adipose secreted signaling protein
Source: RefSeq, a predicted model, not a curated record
CCCCCCCCCCCCCCCCCCCCCCCCCCCCCCCCCCCGCCAUGUCCCGGAGCCGCCGCUGAGCUCGGAGCCGUGAGCACGGAGCCGCCAUGGCCGCAGCCAACAAGGGCAGCAAGGCCAAGGUGGGCGCCGUGCGCUUUGCCCCCAGCCAACCCAGCGACGGGACCCACGUCCACUUCGAUGAGAAGCUGCGGGACUCGGCCGUGAUGGUGACGCAGGAGAGGGACGGCCACGUCCUCGUCAAGGUCGGUUUCCUGAAGAUCCUGCACAAGUACGAGAUCUCGUUCCUGCUGCCCCCAUCUCAGCGCCUGCAGGGGGACGUGUGUGCUCUGCCCCUCCCCAACCCCAACCUCAGAGUCCUGGCUGUCACUGCGGGGCCUGAAGGCUACAGCGUGAGGUGUGAGUACACGGCUCACAAGGAGGGGGUGCUGAAGGAGGAGAUGCUCCUGGCCAGUGAGACCGGCGAUGGCUCCUGCGUGAAGGUGGUGGUACAAGCACGUGUCAUGGACCGACACCACGGCACCCCGAUGCUGCUGGAUGGGGUGCGCUGCGUGGGGGCCGAGCUGGAGUACGACUCGGAGCAGAGCGACUGGCACGGCUUCGAUUGACUCCAUCCUAUGGACAGACCCCCCCCCCCGGGCACCGCCGGGCCCCCCCUGCUCUGUGCCGCGGCUGCUGUGGGGCUGUGGCUGCUCACCCCCCACAUGUGCCUGUCCCCAGCCCCACGGCUGCUCUUCCCAGAGCCCUGAGCGCCGUGUGUGGGGCUGGGGGGUGAGGGGGGGGCUCUCCUUGCUGCUGUGCUGCUGCUUCCCUCCUGCUGACCCCCCCCAUGGGCUGGAGCUGAGCUGUGACCCCAUGGAGACCCCUGGUUCUGUGCCCCCCCCCAUUUUGCUUUUCCCUUCCCGACCCCCCCAAUGCACGGAGCAGAAGCGUUGGGUUGGGAAAGCAGCAGGAGGCUGGAUGUGCCUAUACAUAUAUAAAUACAUAGAGAUAUAUACACAGCUGGG